Messenger RNA from Bufo gargarizans (Asiatic toad), 3629 nucleotides. It is a transcript of the gene CCM2, whose product is annotated as CCM2 scaffold protein. The record is from RefSeq and is a predicted model, not a curated record. Gene Ontology annotation, biological process: vasculogenesis; heart development. Lineage: Eukaryota; Metazoa; Chordata; Amphibia; Anura; Bufonidae. The transcript is spliced from 11 exons. The coding region runs from base 380 to 1747 and encodes 455 amino acids.
CCGCCACGCCCCGUCCCCUCACACACUUUUCUUGUUGCGCUGGAUGCUGGGAAGUCUACACCCAACAUGGCAGGAGACUUGCAAAGAAUCUGUGGCGCCCGGCGAGAGGAAGAGGAGGACGCCUGAGAGGGGGACUAUGCGGGUCACACGUGGAUGCUGUCACUAGUUUCCAUUUCCACGGCUCCAGUCAUCUUGCUCCAGCGAGUCUGCCUCCCCACCACACGGCUCCAUAUUUGCACAGUCCUUCACCUGUGGCUGCUGGGCUGCAGGCAUGUCAUUGAACUCCCCAUCACGGGCGACAGCGACACCACCCCCCACCUCUCCCCGCUCGUCAUCUGCCGCCCAGGACCGCAGGAGGAGGAGACUCUGCAGGUGAGAGAUGGAAGAUGACGGCAAGAAGGCAAAAAAGCAGCCUGGAAUUGUGUCUCCAUUCAAACGUGUGUUUCUGAAGGGAGAGAAGGGCCGGGACAAGAAGGCUCAGGAGAAGGUGACGGAGCGGAGGCCCCUGCACACAGUGUCCGUGUCACAGGCGGAGCAUCGCGUGGAGCCGGACGUGCUGCUCAACGAUUACAUAGAGAAAGAAGUCAAGUAUUUAGGGCAGUUGACCUCAAUCCCCGGAUACCUCAACCCUUCCAGCCGCACAGAAAUUUUACAACUUCUUGACAAUGCAAAGCGCCUGCACCAGCUUCCUGCGCAGCUCACCCAGGAGCACGACGCGGUCAUCAGCCUGUCCGCCUAUAACGUCAAGGUGGUGUGGCGGGACGGCGAGGACAUAAUACUGCGAGUCCCCAUCCAUGACAUCGCCGCCGUCUCCUACAUCCGGGACGACUGCCUGCACCUGGUGCUCCUCAAAACAGCCCAGGACCCCGGCAUCUCUCCCAGCCAGAGCCUGUCCGCCGAGAGCGCCAAAGCACUGACCUCUGGAUCCCUGUCGGAGUGCGGGACGGGCCCCGUGGAGUCCUGCUGCCUGGUCAUCCUGGCCACAGAGAGUAAAGCGGCUGCGGAGGAGCUGUGCUCCCUGCUCGGACAGGUCUUUCAGAUCGUGUACACAGAGUCCACCAUCGACUUCUUGGACAGGGCCAUAUUCGAUGGGGCGUCCACCCCCACCCGCCACCUGUCGCUACACAGUGAUGACUCUUCGAAUAAGGCGGAGGGGAAGGAAGCCUACGACCUGGAUGCGGGAGCCUUCUCCUUUCAGGACUCGCCAGAUAUCGAGGGAAACUCUCCGCCUCACAACAAGACGGCGAGCGAGAGCGAGCUGAGCGCCACGGCGGCGGAGCUGCUGCACGACUACAUGAUGACGCUGAGGACGAAGCUUUCCUCCCAGGAGAUCCAGCAGUUUGCGAUGCUCCUCCACGAGUACCGGAACGGCGCCUCCAUCCACGAAUUCUGCAUCAACCUCCGGCAGCUGUACGGGGACAGCCGCAAGUUUCUGCUGCUCGGACUUCGGCCGUUCAUCCCCGAGAAGGACAGCCAACAUUUUGAGAAUUUCCUGGAGACCAUCGGUGUGAAGGACGGCCGCGGCAUAAUCACGGACAGCUUCGGCAGGUACAGGAGGACCAUGAGCACCGCCUCCAACUCCACCACAAACGGCAACGGCGCGGCGGAGGGAUCAGACGACCAGUCGGUGCCGUCUGAAGGAGACGAGUGGGACCGGAUGAUCUCCGACAUCAGCAACGACAUUGAGGCUCUGGGGUGUAGCAUGGACCAAGACCCCCCACCACCGGGGCCCCCAAAUUACUCCUGAUCCCCACCCAGGACUGAGUCGUCGUCAGGUCAAUGCCACUGGCGGGUAUUGACGCGUUUCCACGCCUCCCGCCCUCCAUAUUGCAGGUGCUGUCCCUAAGCUGUUGGAGCAUCGGUGCCCACUAGAUGGCGCCAUCACCUUCCCUUUAUUACUACAGAGAAACUUUGGUACCCAAAUUUUGUUGCGCCACAAGACUGCGUCAGUGACCCUCAUGUGGGCGACUUUUCUACUCAUUUGUUACACCCCAACCCCUUCGUACAUUUUCGGCGGUUUCUACGAUGAAGUUUUCUACUUUGCACAAGAACUUUUUUUUGUUGUUUCGCUUGUUUUUCAAGUUGUGUUUUUUUUUUUUAAUAUAAAGUUCAAAGAUGAAAAGAAGAAAAAAAAACAAAAAGUUUACCACAAUGUGAAUCCGGACAGACGGCGUGUGCUUGUGUAUGUUGUAUUCUCACCAGUAUUUGCCAGCUCCAGGGGCAUGGGCCUGCAGCUCAGCAGACAGGGCAGGAUGGGCGCAGCCCUUGGUGGUGCCCUAGGGUUACACGAGCUGGAUCUCAGGCUGGCGGCCCGGGGCACCGCUUCUAUUUAUAGAUUUUGUUAUCGUUUGUAGGACAUUUUUGUGCUGUUUACAAGAAUCGGAUCCCGGUUCUACCACAUCGUCUCUGUCUUAGCAGUGGGUUCUGCCAGCGUGCCAACGCCUCGUCUCAUGGUCUGGUGUAAAGCCUGCAGGUUGCAAUAGUAUUCAACCCCUUGGAUUCCGCGUGUUUCUCACUCUUUUACACUAGUCUCAUCCAGAGCUGUGUUCAAGGUUUUCCACUCUCCUUGACCCUGUUCACACAUGUCAGUCUCUUAGUGCCCGCUCUGCAGCGGUGCAUUGAGGGAAAUGUAGUGCACCAGACUGUAUACAUUGCAUUUCCCACCACAUUGUGCUUAGUGAUGCCAUUCAGGCUGCAACUGUGAGAACGGUGCGGAUGGUUUCCGAGGAUAACCAGCGGAACUGCUAAUGCAGCUCUGGAUGUAACUAGAGUACAAGCUAUGAGUCUGAAUUAGUACAAGAUAAAUGCUGCAAAGCAUUUACCUAGUUCCAUAAUAUUAUAUAGAGGUGUAACCUGUGGGUCAGUGGUCUCUAACCCUCCAGCUUUUACAAUGUAUACUGGGAGUUGUAGUGCCAUGACGGGUUGAGAGCCACAGGUUGCAGACCACUGCUGCUUUCAAAUAUACUUUGUUCAGUAUCAACGCUUGCUGUCAGUAAUUAGAAGCCUUGUCCUGUUCUGGUCCUACUCGUGCAGCUGAAGGUUUAUUACAUACGAGCUUUCAUCAGCAAGAACAUGAAUGUACAGAUACAUUGCAGCAGACCCUCAGCUGUGUGGGUGGGACUACGCCUCUGAAUGUAAACAAAAAUCCUAAUAUUCACUGACAGACCCUCAGAAUCUACAUUCUGCAAGUGUUUGAACGAUGAACCCCAUAUUCCAGGAUUUCCCAGAAUUCCCUGCAACCCGGUCAGAUAGCUGUGGGAGCCAAGAUAGGCAGGCCGAUUGGCUUACAAUUGUGUUGGGCCACGAGGACUGUGUACUACGGGGUUACAGGCCGCACCCUGAGUCUGAGGAAAGCUCUUACAGUUCGUCCUAGCAGAGUCAUGCCAGUACAGCUAUUUCCUUUACAUUUAGCCAAGGUGGAGUUCCCCUUUAGUCCUAUCCUACUCCCGCGAGAGCACAGGUAAGUCUGCGGCGGCUAUCUUUAGGUCAGGUGAGGCGGCUGGUGAUUUGAAGGUUUGUACUUUGAAGUUUGUCUUUUUUUUUGUUUUACUUUUGGAUUUUUAGUGCUUUUUAUAUGCUUUGUUUACUUAUAUGUAAUAUUUUAUCUGUAAAUAUACACAAGCAUCUAA